UCACUCGUCAACAUGGCGGACUGGAAUAGAGGUCAUGGCUCGGUGGACGACAUGCUGGAUGCUGAAAACAAACGGCUGGCUGAUAACCUGGCAACCAAAGUCUCCAGACUGAAAUCUCUGGCAUACGAAAUCGACAGAGAAGCUGAUGAUCAGAACGAGUAUCUGGACGGCAUGGACUCAAACUUCUUAAGUGCAACGGGACUGCUGAGCGGCAGUGUAAAGCGUUUCUCCACCAUGGUCCGAUCCGGCAGGGACAACCGCCGGAUCCUCUGCUACGUCUCUAUUGGCUUGGUCAUAGUCUUCUUCCUGCUUUACUACAUGGUCUCCAGGAUUCAACGCUGACAGUAAAACUAAGAUCAGCCAGGAGCUGACCCACAUUUUAUAGGCUAAAAUCAUCUCUGUGGCUCUCCUGUACAGGAAAAACUUUUUAUUCUGCACCAAAGUAAGAAAAAAAACAGGAAGUAGACAGAGAGCUUUUUUUUUUUUUUAAAUCGUUGAACUGACCAGCAGGGGGUGCUGGCGAGCUCGCAGGGGAAACUGUGGCAGGCAUGGUCAUAUCAAAGAUGGUGGAGUCUAUUUAAAAAAAAAAACAAACAAAAAAACAUGCCUGGACUUUGUGAAUUUUCAACCCUGCACCAAACUUGUCCCUGUGUGCUGCAGCCAGGAAGUCCUAAUGUGGGCGAAGAGAAGGUGGAGCCUAAACAUAGCUCAGGUGGGAGAGACGCCCACCACAAAUAAGCAUCUGUGUCUUGGGUCCAGACUAUACAACAAUCUAAAAGUCUAGUGUUGAGGAUUUAGUGGCAUGUAGCAGUGAGGUUGCAGAAAUGACACAUUUCCUUCAUGUAGGAGAACUACGGGAGAAAACAUGAAUGGCCCUAUGUAGAGCCAGUGGCCCUUAUAGACACCAUAUGGCCACUGCAAAGUCCCUUCUUCAUGGCACAUGUUUAACAUGUUUACUCAAAACCAAAUGACAGUGGCAUCAUGGCGCUCUAGUAUGUUAUUUUAGACAGUGUGCUGGCAUUGUGGAAUCAAAAGAGGCAUGACAUGUUACACAACAGCAUCCGCCUCUAGUGUGACAUAUAACAUACACAUUGCCAGCGCUGUAUACACAACAACGAAGGCAUAACAUGUCAAUAACAAUCACUUACCGUCUCUGGUACAUGGUGGCUGAUCUCGUUCCUCUGCUCGGAGGAUUAUGAGCUCCUGAAUCUCAUUGGGCCUCAUUCACCAACCAUUCUGCAGAAAAAAAUUCCUCUUAAAACCCACUAAUGCAGUUUUUACAAAGAUUCUGAUGUUCACAAAUGUUUUUGGUAUUUGGGAUUUGUUCUUGGAUCGGACUCUUAUGCACAUUUUGUGCUGACAUAUCUGUGAAGAAUGAACUCACGCCUAAAAAUUAAUCAAACCCUCACUCCCAUGCUGUGACACAGACACUGUUUUAGCCUGUUUUUUAGCCCUGUCACUACCUCCCUUGGUGACUUAAAGGCGAGGCAACUCUCUCCUCCCUUUCUGCGAUCAUACCUUUUACACACAACGGCAAGGCUGUGUUGUGGUGUAAUAUUCCUGCCUUGAAAGGCGGUUUAAAGGUGGCUUUUGUUUCAGGCGAUUACACACUAAUGAGAACAUAGUUAUGAGUAUUACACACUGGACCUUUAAAAUAAGUUUUUUCUCACCAAUCUGACCUAUUCUGACCCUGCAGCAAAAGUGACAAAACUACUCAGAAUUGUAUGUUAUUGACGAAAAAACACGAGAGAAUGACUCAUCGUGAAAUCAUCGUCAAAGUUUGAUUGACGUCAGCUAGCAUAUUUCAUUUUUUCCCAUCAGUAUGAAACACAAAAGACUUUAAAGGUCUUUGUAUCAAAACAGCUUCCCCCAAAAAUGUGACAAUUCAUAUAUAACUUUCUAUAGUGUGGAAUUAAGGCACAGCAGCUGAGAGCAGGAAGUGACUCAGCUGUCUGCUGCUGCCGGGUCGUCAGUGCACCAGUCGAUGCCACCGUGUGUUGAAGGAAUUUUUUUUUCACCUUAAAAUUUUGGCAAGCAUUUGUGCCAGCUGAUAGUUCUUGUUAGCAUUUGGUCAAUUUUUUUUAUUGUGAUCAACAGGAGACAAGGCUACAGGCAAAUACUCACACAGCAUACUGUAACGUGAUUUUAUUUUAUUUUUAAACUUUAAAACAUCAA
Messenger RNA from Plectropomus leopardus (leopard coralgrouper), 2175 nucleotides. It is a transcript of the gene bet1l, whose product is annotated as Bet1 golgi vesicular membrane trafficking protein like. NCBI's taxonomy places the organism in Eukaryota, Metazoa, Chordata, Actinopteri, Perciformes, Serranidae. The record is from RefSeq and is a predicted model, not a curated record.